Penicillium lagena is the source of this 1278-nucleotide messenger RNA. RefSeq names its product wax synthase family protein. The transcript is spliced from 2 exons. NCBI's taxonomy places the organism in Eukaryota, Fungi, Ascomycota, Eurotiomycetes, Eurotiales, Aspergillaceae. Gene Ontology annotation, biological process: lipid metabolic process. The coding region runs from base 1 to 1278 and encodes 425 amino acids. The record is from RefSeq and is a predicted model, not a curated record.
AUGGAUGGCCAUAGCCGAUCAGUUUCGCCUGCUCUACCUGUGGUGGUGUUCAUUGAAAUCAUGCACUGUCUUUUACCUGCAAUCAUCCUUGUGUCUACUUCAAAGAGAUCGGUUCUUCGAUAUUUCUCCGUCCUCGCGAUGACGUUCAUGACAAUGCAAGCCACACGACCCGUUUUGGGUCUGGGACAUACGGGGGCCUACUUUAUAGGCCACAUUGCAAUAACAACCCUUCAAGCUGCUGAUAUCCUGCUGAUAAACCCUAAAGACAGCUAUGAUUUGGGCUACGAGAGUUCCAGCGGGCCGACCUACUGUCUUAUCAGAGCGAUUCAGCUUGUUACCCAAACUCGAGCCAUAAACACGCCCUGGCAGGUGAAAAAUGUUCCAUCUUUUCCAAAAUAUUAUACGCGCAGAAACCCGAAAGCUAUAUCCCGACCUCGUUUCUUAAGUCGACAAUUGAGUAUUGCUACAUGGCAAUAUCUCAUUUUAGAUAUAUUUUCUACUCUUACGAUCGAAAAUGCGCCCAACAGAAAACAGGAUAUAUCUGCUCAAAUUGAAUGGAAUCUAUCUUUCAGUCAAUGGAUAGAGCGCGCCGUAUCAAAUCUGAUUGCGUGGUUUUUUGUGGCUCGAUUGCUUAUUGACAUUCACUACCGCAUCUUUUCUAUUAUUUUCGUGGCGUUCGGAAUCGACAAGCCAUCGAGUUUCCCUCCAUUAUUUGCGAGAGUUUCCAUGGCAUAUACUUUGCGAAAGUUUUGGGGAAAUUUCUGGCACCAGAUGCUACGCAAGCCUUUCACCGCUGUAAGCAACUUCGUUGCUCGCAAUCUACUAUGCCUCCCGAGGCCGUCCAUUCUAGAGCGCUAUAUCAACAUUUUCAUAGUUUUCUUACUUUCGGGCAUGAUGCAUGUAUUCGUUGACGUUUCAAAAGGAAUCGCACCACAAGACUCUGGCGCAAUAGCCUUUUUUACUUCUUUUACUAUCGGUUUCAUCAUUGAGGACGGAAUCCAGAUACUUUGGAAGCGGUUGUGGACUUCCAAAGAUAACAAUUAUCCCCGUGGCAAGGUUUAUCUGUCGACCUGGCAGAAGACCGUUGGCUUUUGCUGGGUUAUGCUUUGGCUUUCUAUCGUUUCAACGUGGUACUUUGAGCCAAUGCGGCAAAGUACGGUUGAUCAGAAUGGUCUCGUUCCGUUUCGCAUUUCUUCGCGGUUUGGCCUUCAUGCCGUUCUCCCGGCGGUUAUUGUUGGCGCGGUGAUUUUACAUAUUGUCUUUGAAACCGAAGUUUGA